This is a messenger RNA of Myodes glareolus (Bank vole), 2759 nucleotides long. NCBI's taxonomy places the organism in Eukaryota, Metazoa, Chordata, Mammalia, Rodentia, Cricetidae. The record is from RefSeq and is a predicted model, not a curated record.
CGGGCUCCCGUACAGUCUGAAAGCGGAUGUGGACCAGUCAAAAUCACUUCCGGGGGCAGCCAAGCGCUAUGAGCGCCAACGCGGAGCCGAAGCGGCGCCCCGGAGUUGGGGUCGGCGUAGUGGUGACGAGCUGCGAGCAUCCUCGCUGCGUCCUUCUGGGGAAGAGGAAAGGGUCGUUUGGUGCCGGCAGUUUCCAGCUUCCUGGGGGCCAUUUGGAAUUCGGUGAGACCUGGGAAGAGUGUGCCCAGAGAGAGACCUGGGAAGAGGCUGCGCUCCGCCUGAAGAACGUGCGCUUCGCCUCCGUGGUGAAUUCUUUUGUUGAGGAGGAGAACUACCAUUAUGUCACCAUAUUGAUGAAAGGGGAGGUGGACAUGGCGCAUGAGUCAGAUCCAAAGAACAUGGAACCGGAAAAAAAUGAAAGUAAGAGAAUCAUAUUCAAUAAGGAGUGUUUCUUCAAAGAAACACAUCAUUGUUGGGAGUGGAUUCCUUGGGAAGAAUUUCCUCCAUCAGACCAGCUUUUCUGGGCUCUCCGCUGCUUAAAAGAGCAAGGCUAUGACCCAUUUAGAGAGGACCUGAACCACCUGCACGGGUACAGAGGAGAGCACCUCGAAGGAGCCAAGAAAAUUCCUUGAUUUAAAACAAAACUUUAGUAAAUGAAAGAUUCCAUGUCUCAGGACAACUCCAUUUUAUUUGCAAAGCCGUGUGGUCGUUAGUUUAUUUACAGUCUCCUAAAGUAACUCGAACCUGGAAUGUGUCCCUGAGUAAGAUGAACAGGAACUUGUGGCUAAUUAUAUGUAUUGCUGUAAGUUACCCUUGUUGGCUGCAUAGAAGCAAGUGUAACAGAUUUUGUCUUGCUGUUCUAAUUCCAAUAGAGGUCAAAGUUCAGAUACGGCCAUUCAAAUUUGGAAGCAAUUUGCCCACUGCAAAAUUCAUCAGGCUUGUUGACGUCCUUUCUCCUCUCGAGAAGAAUUUUUUAACGAUGAUGUGACAGUCAUGAUGUGUGUUCGGCUGCACUUCCUGUUUCCGACAGGGAAUCUGUGUUAAAUGUGAGACAAAGUUUGGAUCCUACUGCUAAAGGUCAAGCCAGCCGCCUUUCCCUCUCUCUGCCUGAGAUCCUGUAUGCGUCCUUGUAUGGUGGCAUCACACAGAAUGGUGCACUGGGUCUCCGAGUGGGGUGGGGGAUCUCCCAGAGGUCCUCCAGAACUUUGCAGGACACCAAGGGCAAAAGCUGGUUGGUUGGUUGCUCUCCCCUCCACCCCCACCCCCACCCCCAGCAAAUUGUAAAGCUUUCCUGUGAGAGACUCAACAGUGCAAUGCCUCACAGGGCGGCAUGUACAGGGCUGCAUCCCUGCAAUGAAACCUACCGGGCUGGUCUGGAUUUUAACCUGCUUCUGGCUUUAGGGGGAUUUUGGAAAAAUCACCUUCUUGGUGUAAGGAUCACCCCAGGCAUAGCGAAUGCUAACAGCGGAAGCUUCUAACCAGCCCAUGGUGAUCAGCGUCCAGCGAAGCCCUGGAGUGUGUGUGCUGUCUCAUCUUCACUUCGUGAGGCAGAGCAUGGUUUUCUGGCUGAUGUUUCUCCAGUCACUGGCUCCCGCUGCUGCCCAGGCCCCUGGGGAGCUCUUCCUGUGAAGUUGUUUUCCAGUCCCCUCUGCUGCAUCGGUGCCUCGUGAGCUUUGUAUCCUGUGCUUUGGGCUCUUGUUCUUUCCAUAGCAAUCCUGUUUCACAUGGAUUAAUGUUUUCUUUCUUUGGUUUUUAUGAGACAGGGUUUUCCUGGCUGUCUUGGAACCUGUUCCAUAAACCAAGCUGGCCUCAAACUCGGAGUUACGCCCACCUCUGCCUCCCAAGUGCUCGGAUUAAAGGCGUGCACCACCACUGCCCAGAUUAAUUUCUUCUGAUCAGAGCAAAAACAAAGAAGAUGGUGGGGGAACGCAGUUGCACCUCCUGUGCACAGCCCUGGCAGAUGGUUGAAGAGUGUUGUUACACAGUCUAGAGUUAUUUUUAUAAUAUCCAAAUAUCACAAAUUUUUGCAUUCUUAUUUUUUGACAGUCUCAUAUAGCUCAGGCUGGCUUCCAACUCAGUGUCUGAAGCUGGGGAUAACCUUGAACUCCUGAUCCUCCUGCCUCAGCCUCCCUGAUGCUAAGAUUCCAACUGCACCCCUCCUCAUUAUCUUGUUAAGUGUGCAGAGCAGCUGUCCAGAGCCACCUGAUGCAUGGUUCCUUUCUGGGUGGUUUGGGUACUGGGGUUUGAACCUAACCCUUCACACGUGAUGGCAGAGAGCCAGCUUCCUCCUGUCGGGUCAGAUGCGGAAGAGAUUUGCUCCAGGGUAAGAUGACGACUUCCUCACUGGUGAAUUUUUGUUAGUUUUUGUUUGCUGUUAGCAUGCAUUCGAUUUUUAUGUGGUCAACAAACUUUUCUCGUUUUAAAUUUCUAAUGUUAAAUAUCAUUUCAUAAAAGCUUAUAAAAAUAAAGUCCGAUUUUUUUCAGGAAUUUAUAAAGGGAUCAAAAACCUAAGGGCUCCGGAGAUGGGUUUAGUUCAGUGGUAGAGAAUUUGCUAGGUGGGGUUCAGUCCUCAGCUCCAAGAAAAAAUUACAAAAGACUAAAGAAAAAAAAAAAGGCAACCAAAGGUGUUUUGAAUAUUUACCCAAAGUAACUAACAACUGAAUUUUGCUCUUUAAAACACUAUUAUUGUGAUGUUUGUUAUGGAAAAAAAUUUUAAAUUACACCUUUUUAUAAACCCCAUUUUCUCUUACUUACACCUA